Molecule: messenger RNA, 5219 nt
Organism: Polyodon spathula (Mississippi paddlefish)
Lineage: Eukaryota; Metazoa; Chordata; Actinopteri; Acipenseriformes; Polyodontidae
Product: zinc finger MIZ domain-containing protein 1-like
Exons: 24
Coding region: 318-3623 (1101 amino acids)
Biological process (GO): regulation of transcription by RNA polymerase II; protein sumoylation
Molecular function (GO): SUMO ligase activity; zinc ion binding
Source: RefSeq, a predicted model, not a curated record
UAAUUUGACACUUCAACUUGCUUUGCUCUCUGCUAGUUGAGUCAGUUACUCACCCACAAACGUUUAUGUCCUUUUCUCUCUGUGACGAAAAAAAAGAAGAUAUUUGAAAAGAUCAGAAAAAUUAUAAGGAAUUUUUUUACCUCUGCCUGUCUCGGAUCUGUAAUAUAUAUUUAUUGGAAAAGGUUAAAAAGUGGGGCGUCUUCAACGGAAUAUGUGACAGGAGGAGGGGACGGCGCAGAAGAAUCCAAUCUUCUAAGGCAGACAGAGUGGAGAACUUUUAAUGGCUUUCAGGUAGAAUCCAAGGGGAGACUAUCAAAAUGAACACUAUACCGUCUAUGGACAGGCACAUACAGCAGACCAACGACCGGCUGCUGUGUAUAAAACAGCACUUACAAAAUCCAGCAAAUUUCCAGACGGCGGCCACGGAGCUCCUGGACUGGUGUGGUGAUCCACGGGCAUUCCAGCGACCUUUCGAGCAGAGUCUGAUGGGCUGUUUGACGGUUGUCAGCAGAGUAGCUGCACAGCAAGGGUAUGACUUGGAUCUUGGAUACAGACUUCUAGCUGUAUGUGCAGCAAACAGGGACAAAUUUACUCCAAAGUCAGCAGAGACCAACACCUGCAGGAGAUGUCAGAGUGAUACAGCCCUCCUGUCAUCGUGGUGCGAGGAAUUGGGGCGGCUAUUGCUUCUCCGUCACCAGAAGAACCGCCAGAGCGAACCUCCAGGGAAAAUACCCAUGCAGCCGCCCAUGAACUCUAUGAACUCUAUGAACUCUAUGAACUCCAUGGGCUCCAUGAAGCCCACACUCUCGCACGGUGAUGGGUCAUUUUCUUAUGACUCAGUUCCUUGGCAACAAAAUACUAAUCAGCCCCCAGGUUCAUUGUCUGUGGUUACAACGGUUUGGGGUGUAACCAACACUUCCCAAAGCCAGGUUCUGGGAAAUCCAAUGGCAAAUACUAACAAUCCCAUGAACCCUGGUGGUAAUCCCAUGGCAUCUGGGAUGUCCACCAACAAUCCUGGCAUGAACUCGCCUCAGUUCCCUGGUCAGCAGCAACAGUUCUCAGCCAAGACUGGCUCCAAUCAACAGUACAUGCAGCAGGGCAUGUAUGGACGGCCUAGUUACCCAGGAGGGGGAAGCUUUGGAGGGAGUUAUCCAGGUGGUCCCAAUACCCCAGGCGGUAUGGGUAUUCCCCAACACACGCGGCCUCCAAAUGAUUUCACCCAGCCUGCCGCUGCCGCUGCCGCAGCUGCAGUUGCUGCUGCUGCUGCCACGGCAACAGCCACGGCCACGGCCACUGUGGCAGCACUCCAGGAAACACAGAACAAGGACAUGAACCAGUAUGGAUCGGUGUGUUCUUCUUUCCAGAUGGGGCCAACCCAGACCUAUAACAACCAGUAUAUGAACCAGCCUGGUCCUCGCGGGCCCCCUUCCAUGCCAGGCCUAAUGAACACUGCUAGUAUGGGGGCGGGGAUGACGGCUUCCAACAUGAGCGGCCCACCCAUGGGCAUGAACCAGCCAAGGCCUCCAGGAAUGAACCCCUUCGGAAACCACAGCCAGAGAAUGCCUCAGCAGGGCUAUCCAGGUCCAAGGCCCCAGUCAAUGCCUAUGCCAGGGAUGAAGAGGCCUUACCCAGGAGAGCCAAACUAUGGCAGCCAGCAGUAUGGACCAAAUAGUCAGUUUCAAAACCAGCCUGGCCAAUAUCCAACUCCCAACCCUACAAGACCCUUGCCGUCCCCCAACUACCCUGGCCAGAGGAUGCCAGGCCAACAGAGUACAGGCCAGUACCCUCCACCCAGUGUCAGCAUGGGCCAGUAUUACAAGCAAGAACCAUUUAACGGUCAGAGCAACAAUUUUUCUGGGAGUGGAUACACAUACAGUCAAGGAAGUCUAAAUGGGCCUCCAAGGCCUGCAGCAAACUAUCCACACUCUCCUGUUCCCGGAAACCCUACACCACCUAUGACACCGGGAAGCAAUAUUCCACCGUAUCUGUCACCUAAUCAGGAUGUCAAACCACCAUUCCCACCAGACAUCAAACCAAAUAUCAAUGCCCUCCCCCCACCUCCGAAUGCAAAAGGGAAAGUUCACGCUUUCUCUCCCUCUUCGAUCCCAGCCAACCCCAACGAUGAACUGCGGCUGACGUUCCCCGUGAGGGACGGUGUUGUAUUGGAGCCGUUCCGAUUGGAACACAACCUGGCAGUCAGCAAUCACGUCUUCCAUCUACGGCCAUCUGUCCACCAGACUCUCAUGUGGAGGUCUGACUUAGAGCUUCAGUUCAAGUGUUACCACCAUGAAGACAGGCAGAUGAACACAAACUGGCCAGCAUCGGUGCAGGUCAGCGUAAAUGCCACGCCACUCACAAUCGAGCGGGGCGACAACAAGACUUCCCACAAGCCUCUGCACCUAAAACAUGUCUGUCAGCCAGGAAGAAACACAAUUCAGAUCACAGUCACGGCCUGCUGUUGUUCACACUUGUUCGUACUGCAGCUGGUACACAGGCCCUCUGUCCGAUCGGUUCUUCAAGGCUUGCUGAAGAAGCGUCUUCUCCCGGCUGAGCACUGCAUCACGAAAAUAAAGAGGAACUUCAGCAGUGUAGCAGCUUCCUCAGGCAAUGCCACAUUAAAUGGCGAGGAUGGAGUGGAACAGACGGCUAUCAAAGUAUCUCUAAAAUGUCCAAUCACGUUCCGGCGGAUUCAGCUUCCAGCAAGAGGCCAUGACUGUAAACACGUACAGUGUUUUGAUCUGGAGUCAUAUUUGCAAUUGAACUGUGAACGAGGAACGUGGCGGUGUCCUGUAUGCAAUAAAACGGCGCUACUUGAGGGCCUGGAGGUUGACCAAUACAUGUGGGGAAUCUUAAAUGCAAUUCAGAAUUCGGAAUUUGAAGAGGUCACCAUUGACCCUACGUGUAGUUGGAGGCCAGUACCAAUUAAGUCAGACAUCCACAUCAAGGAGGACCCAGACGGACCAUUAUCAAAGCGGUUUAAAACUAUGAGUCCCAGCCAGAUGAUCAUGCCCAAUGUGAUGGAAAUGAUUGCAGCCCUUGGUCCAGGUCCCUCGCACUAUCCAUCACUACCGCCUCCACCAGGAGGAAAUGGUGAAUAUGGUAGCCAAGGCAUCAGUUAUCAAGGACACCACAGCUUUGACUUUCCCCAUGGUAACCCUGGUGGUACGUCUAUGAAUGACUUCAUGCACGGACCACAACUGUCUCACCCACCUGACAUGCCCAACAACCUCAUGACUUCUGACAAGCCACUCAGCCACGGAAUGCCUGAAUCAAUCCCUCAUCCUGGCAGCACUGAUCAAUCCCAUAGUUCCAUGCAGCAAAGUUUGCACGCACCUCCUCACCCCAGCAGCCAGUCAGGGCAGCCAUUACAUCACAGUGGUCCUCCCCAGCAGUUACGGCAGCCGCUUCCACAGCCCGGUUCUAACAACCAUCCACACAGCGACUUGACCUUUAACCCCUUAGAAGGUCAGGCUGGUGGGCAGGGACCGCCUGACAUGCCGGAACCCUCACUGGAUCUUCUCCCAGAGCUUGCGAACCCCGACGACCUGCUAUCAUAUCUGGACCCUCCUGACUUGCCAAGCAAUAGCAACGAAGAUCUUCUUUCUCUCUUUGAAAACAAUUAAAGCUCUGCUCCCUCCAAAAAUAAAAACAACAAAACAAACAUGAAUCUUCUGGUUGUAGCCAUACAACAAGUCAAUCCCAAAUUUCUCACAGGAGCUCGUUAAUAAAACAAACACAGAUGCACUCCUCUGCUCUUCUUCUCUCAGAACUGUCUUCUUAGCCAGACAAACUAACCGAAAGUAGCUGGAGAUGCAAACAGUACGCCAUUCUGAUUGGCUGUCAUGUUUGUCAUUCUUGAACUUUUGAAACUGUGCAGCUAUAUUCAAUCCUUUGUAAAUCAUGUAGAACGAGUGCUGUAAGAAUCAUAGAAAGAUGUCAUAGCAUUUUAUUUUAGAGAAGAUAUUCGCACAGGCUGCCCAUUCUGGCCAGUGUCCGAAAGCCCGUCGACCAGUGUUCUUCCAGUCCUAGGAACUGUGGCUUCCCUUGACAACUGCACCUUUGCCAACUGACAUCCGAAUGAAUAAGUGUACCGCUGGCCCCAAGAGCAACAUUCAAAGCACAAGAAGUUAUGUGAAACUCAAAAAGGCAGCAAAACCUUAAAGGGAAGUGCUCAUGCAACGCAAUCAACUAUGGAUGAAUCACCUGUUGCUGUCCAGUAUAUAGGCAAUCCCAGAACAUUUGUGGGGAUUUGACAUUACAAAGCAAAAGGCACAGAAAAAACAAGAGAAUUUUGCCAGCACAUGGAAACGCAGCCAUUACGGUUGAAAACUUGCGGUGUGUAUAAGGGAAAAGUGAGAUUGUGGUCGACAACAGUGAGCGUUUAUUCUGGUUUUUUUUUUUGUUUUGUUUGUUUUUGUUUUUCUGAACGUGAAAAUUUCUCUUCACCGCACAAUAAACAGAUCAGUGCUGGUGAAGCACUAAUCCCUCCUAGGAGGCAGCAAAUUAACUCCCCCCCCCCCCCCCCCACUGUCUUCUGUAAUUCACUGGAUUGGGCAUUUAGCAGAUCCCAGUUUAUUUUUUUUUUUAACAAGACUGUUACAUACUGGCCCAGUUCUUAAGUUACCUACCAGGAGUUUUAAAUACACAAAAAUAAUCCACUUUGUAGAUUAUUAUUACUGUUACUGCCCUCAAUAGACCUCGGUGCCAGAGUCACUGUAUUGUACCCUUGCCUUGUGCUUCUCUUAUGUGGUUGCUUAUCCUGCAUGAGCCUUGUGUCGCUCUUGUACCCAUUUUGUGGUGUUUGUCUCUCUUUGAUGAAUUAUGUACAGUAAAUUGUCUAAAAAGUGCAUGUGUGCCAAUUUUGCCCUUGUUCAGUGAUGUUCCUAGCUAAAACGCAAUGUAUGUUUUCAUCAAUGAAUUUUACUCCAGGAAAAUCUUUUUCUUUCUUUCUUUUCUUUUUUUCUACCAUUUUUCAUCAUUCUUUCAUGAAUUUUGCUUGGAAUCUUAAAGUGCCAGAUAUUGUUUUCUCUUUUUUUUAUUUUUUUUUGUCGUCCAUUUUUUUUUUUUAAUAAAUACUUUGUUUUUGUUUUUUGGGGGUUUUUUGCAGUGAUGCAAAUGGUAUACAAUGAACUUACCAUUGGGAAAUUGCUUUAUAUCACCAAAGUUAUCUUUGUAAAAAAAAAGUGUUAUUUUAUUCAUUUUAUUAAAAAAAAAAAAAA